Molecule: messenger RNA, 1185 nt
Organism: Mesorhabditis spiculigera
Lineage: Eukaryota; Metazoa; Nematoda; Chromadorea; Rhabditida; Rhabditidae
Source: the annotation of a GenBank genome assembly
AUGGUUCGCUACAUCCACAAUCCCUACUUGCAUGGCCGAGAGCAAGAAGGUUCCGAAAAAUGCACCGAAGAAUUUCUAAUUCAAUCCACGAAACGGGUAGUUGAAACGAUAUUGUCUCGACGUCGGGAUGAGGAUGAGAUGAAUGAUGCCGCUCCUUACAAAGGGCUUGCCGGGAUCGCGCUGUGCUUGGCAAAGGCCGGUCGUCAUUUGGGAAAGCGGGACUUGUGUAGCGAGGCCGAGAAAUUGCUGCAGCGAGCUCACUCUUUGCGACAUGAGAAAUCAGAGAAGCAAGCUCGCUACUUGGACGGGGACCUUGGGACGAUGACCGUUGCGCUCACCUACAAAAGAGAUGAGGGCAUUGAGAAGAACAUUCACGCGCUUGUUCGCGCCCUGAUUGGCCCCGAGUUUCCCUGCGACGAGGUGCUCUACGGGAGAGCUGGAUUUUUGGCGGCCGCUUUGUGGCUGAAGAUUGCUCACGGCACGGAUGUAAUCAACCCCACAGAUGUCAAGGCCGUCAUUGAAGAAAUUGUGUAUCGAGGAAAAGAAGGAAAAUCUGGGGAUUCUUCACCUCCAUUGAUGUGGGAAUGGCAUGGUACCGAUUAUUUGGGGGCGGCGCAUGGAGUUGCUGGAAUAUUGCAUCUGAUUUUGAGUUUCCCGGAUCUUCUGACCGCCGGGGUGCACGCCGAUGUAAUACGAACGGCCGAAUGGAUGGUCAGCAUCCAAGAUGACACCGGGAAUUUUCCAUCUUCCAGAAAGUGGAUCGGAAAGGGCAAGGAAGAGCCGCUGGUGCACUGGUGUCACGGAGCGCCGGGUGUCGUCCCGCUUCUCAUCACAAUGCAUCGGCACGAGGCUCGUGAUAACUAUCUGGAGGCCCUGCUUCGCGCCGGUGAGCUGAUCUGGACGGAGGGGCUUCUUAAAAAGGGCCCCGGCCUGUGCCACGGGAUUUCUGGGAACGCCUAUGCACUCUUGAGUAUCUGGAUCAGAAACACACACACCCAGGAUCAGAAAUGGCUGGAUCGCGCUCGAUGUUUCGCCUUGCUAAUGAUGGACGACGAGAUCCGCCACCAGCAACGUACCCCCGACUCGCCAUAUUCGCUGUAUGAAGGAUGGGCUGGGGCGCUGUGUCUCCUUGUCGAUCUCCACGCACCCGACCAGGCCCAGUUCCCGUUGUUCCCGAUUGUUUUU